AUGGAGGGGACUUUGUUACAGGCGGAGGGCCAGAAGCCCCAAAAGCGGGUCAGGUUCCGAGUGGCCUCAGGAAGCAGCGGCCGGGUGCUAAAGGAGAUGUUUAAGGACGAUGGUCCAUCUGAUUCUUUGGAUUCAGACUGCACCAGUAGCUCAGAGGUGGACCGGGCCAGCACACCAUCCACCAGUGGAGAGUCCAAUGGCCAUAUCGGGGUUUAUUUGGGUUCUGAGCUGGACGACAGUGAGAGUGAGCCAGAUGACCUGCUUUUGUAUGCGGGAGCCAAGGACAGGGACCGAGUAUUCAGCACUAAACGGGUCAACAUCCUUAGCAAGAAUGGGACGGUGCGGGGAGUUAAGCACAAAGUCAGCGCAGGCCAAAUUGUCUUCGAAAACUUGACUAAAGUCACUGUGUCUGAGCUGAAACUGGAGUUUGGGAGGAUUGUGAUCUACACCACCAGUUUCCGGGUGGUCAGGACCACAUUUGAGCGCUGUGAGCUGGUGCGCAAGAUCUUUCAAAACCACAGGGUGAAAUUCAUGGAGAAGAACAUUGCUCUGGAUAGUCAGUAUGGUAAAGAGCUGGAGACCCGCUGCAAGAGGGUAGGAGAGCCCCCAUCACUACCUGUGGUCUUCAUUGAUGGACACUACCUGGGGGGUGCAGAGAAAAUACUGAGUAUGAAUGAAUCAGGGGAGCUCCAGGAUCUCCUAACCAAGAUUGAGAGGGUUCAGCAUCCCCAUGCAUGCCAGAUGUGUGGCGGCUUUGCCUUCAUGCCCUGCUCUAUGUGCCAUGGCAGCAAGAUGUCCGUCUUCAGGAAUUGCUUCACAGAUUCAUUUAAAGCCCUAAAGUGCACUGCGUGCAACGAGAACGGCCUCCAACCAUGUCCUAGCUGCUCCCACUGAGGUCCUCUACAUGUGCCUGCCUACUUUCUGCUUUUAUUCCACUCCUUAUGGUAUCUCAUUUGCCAUUUAAACAACUGAACCAGAUAAAUACUG
Trichomycterus rosablanca is the source of this 987-nucleotide messenger RNA. RefSeq names its product glutaredoxin and cysteine rich domain containing 1 a (gene grxcr1a). The transcript has 4 exons. Gene Ontology annotation, biological process: sensory perception of sound. The coding region runs from base 1 to 894 and encodes 297 amino acids. The record is from RefSeq and is a predicted model, not a curated record. NCBI's taxonomy places the organism in Eukaryota, Metazoa, Chordata, Actinopteri, Siluriformes, Trichomycteridae.